Molecule: messenger RNA, 837 nt
Organism: Cladophialophora bantiana CBS 173.52
Lineage: Eukaryota; Fungi; Ascomycota; Eurotiomycetes; Chaetothyriales; Herpotrichiellaceae
Exons: 3
Coding region: 1-837 (278 amino acids)
Molecular function (GO): oxidoreductase activity, acting on the CH-OH group of donors, NAD or NADP as acceptor
Source: RefSeq, a predicted model, not a curated record
AUGUUGGAAGGCCAGUCAAGAAUCGUAAUAAGCGGAGCCGGCCAAGGCAUUGGAAGAGCUAUAGCUCGUCAUUUCGCAUCUCGGGGCCACAAGAUCUUCAUCCUUGAUCUCAACGAGGAUAAUGUCCGGCACACAGCUGAAGAGCACUUAAAAGAACACUCGGACCGCGUUGGUUGGUCUCGAUGUAACCUCCGCAGUGUUGAAGACAUCCGCUCCACUGUCCAGAAGGCCGCAAAGUUUCUCGACAAUCGCAUCGACUAUUUGAUCAACAAUGCUGGCAUCUCAUACCCCUACUGGCCGGACGGGAAGACCAUGGCUGACGAGUCCGUCCUGGACAAGUGGCAGGUGUAUGUGGAGACCAACCUCACAGGUCCCUUCGUCAUGUCUCAAGCAUGCAUCCCUUUUAUGAAGGUCGACCGGCAAGAAGAUAAGGAGAAGCUUCCCGGGUCCAAGGUUGGGACGGCAGGGCCUUGUAUCAUCCAUGUCAGCAGUAUUCGCGCCAUGAUUUCAGACCCCAAUCAGGAGGGCUAUGCUUCGACAAAAGCCGGGUUGCUCGGACUCACUCAGAGUAUGGCAGUCUCCCUACAGUCAUUUGGCAUCCGGGUCAACAUGGUAUCCCCGGGGCGAAUCAAGGUAACCCAUGAGAAUCCCUCUGCUGAUGAACACGGAGAGGAUUGGUCCGUGGAAGAAGAUGAUGUCAACGUGCACCCUGCCAACCGAGCCGGUUUGCCCGAUGAUAUUACUGAGGCAUGUGAAUACCUGCUGGGUGCAGGUUUUGUGACGGGUCAAAAUCUGGUUGUCGAUGGCGGAGUGAGUAAGGUGAAGGGUAAGGCGUAA